UGAAUAUUUGGCAAUUUUGUUUUCCCGUAUCGCCUUGUCUUCUUGCGGAUUCGGAUUGUCAUUUUGCUAACUUGUUCAGUUCAUGUUCAUGUUGAGUUUGUCUUAGGAAAUCUUCUGAGAAAGAGGUAACAAUUACUGUUUGUUUAAGAAGUAAACAUCGAUAUAAAUUGGUACAAUUUCUUUUUUACUAACUCAAUAUUAAUUUGAACACAAAGUAGCAACUUAACAGUAAUAAUACAUAAAGUGGGCACAAAGAACCAAAUAUGGUGUUGGUUAUAUCUCAAGAAACCUUUGACGAUGCUGUUCGUGAAAAUAUUGAAGAUUUGGGAUUAUCACCAGAAGAAGCUUUGAGAGAAGCAGUGACCCAAUUUGAAUCCCAAGGUGUCGAUUUGAGUAACAUUAUGAAAGAACUUAGUUUAUCUUCUAAAGAAACACAGAAUAUUGGAGCUGAAGUUAACAAAUUGAAAACAUUAACCAAAGUAGAUACACCAGAUAAAAAUAUAAUGGACCAAAUGGAGAUCAUUAAAGUGGAAUGUGACAAGGGACUUACAAAUAGGGUCGCAGUAGGAAAAGCUGGAGCGUAUAAUGCAUUGUUGGACGUUCUUGAAGUAAAAAAAUCUUAUAUAGUGGUUGAAAGAACUUGUCUAAAAACCUUAUUAGCACUAAUGACCAAGCAACCUGAUUUAUUAGAUGAUCGCGGAAUAAAAUUGAUGCUCACUUUCCUUACAAUUAAAACUGACUUUGAUCUGAAAAAAUUAACCUUAAGGUGGAUUAAAAGCUGCUGUAUUCUUCAUGAGCACAACAGACAGAACAUAUUCAACGCCCACGUUUUGGACAAACUAAAGGAAUUACUCAAUGACGGAAGCAGUGAUAUUUUAAGAGAAGUUUUAGCAGUUUGCCGAGCUCUCGUAUUGGAUGACGACAUUCGAGUGGAAUUCGGUAAUGCCCAUGAACAUGCUCGAAUUAUUGCCAGUGAAAUUUUGUGCCCCUUGACUCAGUUAAUGACACGUUUUAAAGCGGAUGAACCUUUCAUUCACGAUCUGAUGUUAACUGUAUCCACUUUGAUGGUAAGAACUGAAUUUUGUCAAAAAGUUCAAGAUGCCGGAGGAAUAGAAAUGAUUGGAGAAGUGAUGAACAACUUUGCUGCUAACGAGAAAAUCAUCAGACAGUGCUUUAAGCUAAUAAAGUCUCUAGCAGGAAAUGACACUUGCAAAGCUUACUUGAUAGAAAAAGGUUUGGCUCCGAUUAUUACAAACUCUUUAUCGGUUAAUAAGGUUAAUGCAUUAACAGCAGUAGCUGGUCUGAAUGCUGUGGCAGCUUUAACUCUUAGAUCACCUGAAAAUAGUAAAGCAUUAUUUCAAGCAGGUAUGCCAGCAGCUAUUACAGAAACUAUGAAAAUAUAUCCAGAUGACAAAGAAAUCCAUAAAGCUGGAAGCCGAGCUAUUAGAAACAUGGUUUCACGUAGCAGAGAUCAAAACAAAACGUUCCUAGACUUAGGAAUUGAAGAGGUCCUUCAAGCCGAUUUGAAAAAAUUCGGUGAUAUAGAUUAUGACAUAAAAGCCGCUCUACGCGACUUAGGCUGCAACGUCAAACUUAAAGAAGAAUGGACUGGCAAAGGCGGUGCUCUUUCAACUGGAGGCAGAGUUUCUUAAAGACUGUUUUUAUAUCGAAACCCAAUAGCUUUAAAAUUAUAUCGUUCAUACCAAGUGAUGAUUGCUAUAUUUCAAUAUUAUACAGGGUAGCGAGAAAGUAUGGAAACACGGUAAUUUCUCGGAAACCGCUGAAACGAUUUUUAUAGAUUUUGGUGGGUAAGGGUUGUCUAAUACGGCCGAUAUUAUAGUGGUAAUUACAUUGCUGUCAAAUCUUCCGUUUUUCUGGAAAUCUAAUGAACUUUCUUAUUUCAAAUGGAACACUGUAUAUUUUUUGCGUUUUUAAAAAUACUGAUUAUUUUUCAUGUUAUAUUCCCUAUACGCCAUAAUUUAGGAGUUAUUGCUACAUUUAUUUAAAAAAAAAAUGUUAAACAAAUUAUAAAAAUCAAAUUUUUCGGCCCGGAUAGUCAUUAUUUUAGGUUCUUUGGAUCAUUGGGAACAAAAAAGGUCUUUUGUAAUGUUUUUUAAAGCUAAUCGUUUCUGAGUUAUAAACAAUUUAAAACUGAAAAAAAUCGAAAAAUGAGGAUUUUCAAGAUUCAAAAACACACGUAAAAAAAUAAUUUUUGAAAUUACUAAGUACUCAAACCUUCUUGUAUCAGAUUCCUAUAAGAAUUUUUGGCAUGUUUUAUUCUAAAACAUUGUUUUUUUAAUUGUUAAUGAAGCGCAUAUGAGAUAUCGGGCUACAUUAACAACUAAAAAAAGUGUCUUAAAAUGAAACAAGCCCAAAUUACUUAACGGCAACUGAUAAAAUAAGGUUUGAGCUUGAAUUUAGGCACUUCGUAGUUUCAAAAAUACUAUUUUCUACUUGUGUUUUUGAACCUAGAAAAUCGUCAUUUUUCGAUUUUGUUUUCAGUUUUAAAUUGUUAUAACUGGGAAACGAUUAAUUUUAGACAAAAAUUACAAAAGACCUUUUUUGUUUUUAAUGAUUCAAGGAACCUAAAAUAAUGUCUAUCCGGGCCGAAAAAAAUUGAUUUUUAUAAUUUUUGUUAAAAAUGUUUUUUUAAUAAAUGUAGCAAUAACUCUAAAAUUAUGGCAUUUAGGUAUAGGGAAUAUAACAUGAAAAAUCAUGUAUCAGUAUUUUUUAAGGACUUCAAAGCGCAAAAAAUAUACAGGGUGUCCUAUUUGAAAUAAGAAAGUUCAUUAGAUUUCCAGAAAAAUGGAAGAUUUGACAACAAUGUAAUGCCGUAUUAGAAAACCCUUACCCACCAAAAUCUAUAAAAGUAGUUCCAGCGGUUUCCGAGAAAUUAGCGUGUUUCCAUACUUUCUCGCUACCCUGUAUAGUACCUAUUGAACUAAAUUUAAAAAAUUUAAAAACCAUAGGUUUAUAAUAGUCAAACUAACUAAAAAUACCUAAAAUGAUAACAUGUACUUUUGUUUACUUCGUUUAUUGAGAUCUGUGGAUAAUUCAUACCUUAUUUGGAUAGUGUUUUGCAACAAAGGGUUAAGCCCCCGCCAAAAAUUUUGAAAAAAUUAACAAAAUAAUUUGAUGAAAUAUUAUAAUUAUUUGGUACAAGAUUUAAGAGAGAAAUUUUCCCAAUACCUUCAUUAACAGAAAAUUAUAAUCGUGGGUUUUCGUAGAAAAAAAAUGUGGAAUAACUCGUUUCUCUUUAUGGGAAUUCUUCAAACGUACCAAACGGAAAAUUUAAACUGCCUUUUCCAAACAGUGAUGUGUGAAUGAGAAAUGGUAGAACUUUAGUUGUAUUUGCUACUGUCUUUCCUUUUAUAUUAUUUGUCUUUAACCGUUGCCUUUAUUGUUUGUUUAAAAAAAGUCGCUAUGAAGGGCACCUUAGCGUGAAACGUGUGUUCAAUCCUUUUUGUACAGUCAUCAAUACUGUUUUUAAUGGGAAAGUUAGGAAAUUGAGUGUAUGAAAGAACUAGAAAAUUGUUAUAUAAAUCUGAAAGAAGUAUAAAAGUUAACUGUUUUUACUUAUUCAACAAAUCGGCUGGCUAAAUGGGUCUUGAGUCUAAGACCAAAAAGAAACUCGCUUCUACUGAGCCACUAAAAUGAGCCAGACACUCAAAGUGGCUAGUCUGUAGUAGUCGUUCAUUUAAAACAAUGCUUUGCUGCCCGUAGCGGACACCGGUGUCAGACACCAGUGGCUUGGUCUGAAAAGGUACUUAUGAAAACAAAUCCAAAUACACUCUGGGCCAAAAUUAACCGGCCACCUUAAAAAUGGGUAAUUUUUGAUGUCAUAUCUCCUAAACCUGUUGUCCGAUUUAAGUGAUUUUUUUAAUAUGUUAUAGCCUUAUUCGUUAACAAUAUCGUUAUAAAAAUAU
Diabrotica virgifera virgifera (western corn rootworm) is the source of this 3926-nucleotide messenger RNA. Its product is annotated as armadillo repeat-containing protein 6 homolog. Gene Ontology annotation, molecular function: protein binding. Bases 264 to 1652 code for a protein of 462 amino acids. Gene Ontology annotation, biological process: hematopoietic progenitor cell differentiation. Lineage: Eukaryota; Metazoa; Arthropoda; Insecta; Coleoptera; Chrysomelidae. The record is from RefSeq and is a predicted model, not a curated record. The transcript has 8 exons.